Messenger RNA from Ascochyta rabiei, 327 nucleotides. RefSeq lists its product as uncharacterized. Bases 1 to 327 code for a protein of 108 amino acids. The record is from RefSeq and is a predicted model, not a curated record. NCBI's taxonomy places the organism in Eukaryota, Fungi, Ascomycota, Dothideomycetes, Pleosporales, Didymellaceae. The transcript is spliced from 3 exons.
AUGGCAGUAAGGGCGCCCGCUGCUCCUUCCGCUGUCGCUGCCGCUGCCGCUGCCGCUGCUGCUGCCCCUGCCCCUGCCGCUGCCCCUGCCACCCCCUCCAAGAAGCGCCGCCGCACCACCGCCACCCCUGCUGCCUCCCCCGCCGCCGCCGCCGCCGCCGCCACCACCGCCACCGCCUCCAAGAAGGAGAAGAAGAAGGAGAAGAGGAAGAGGAAGAAGAAGAAGGUCCGUAAGUGCGUACGGGACGUAAAGAAGUCCGUAGCGGCUCUAGAGCUUGCUAUAGAUUCCUCCUCCUUAGAGGACAGUGAUGAAGAUGAUGAGGAUUAA